CCCACCUGUUCCAUCACCACCUCCUCCCUUUCCCCUCACAAGCUGCAGCUGGUGAUAAGGGCCUCUCUCCCUUAUCAUUCUGACUCUCUCAGUUUCUACCACCUCUUUUCUCUGCCCUUUACUCAUGCUCCAGCCUGUUUACUUCUGGAUCCUGGAACCUCUGGCUCACCUUCACUCCCUGCCUUGCCAUGGAUCUGAAGAAGUGUACCCGCUGUGCGGGGCUCUCCCUUAUAUCUCUUUCCCUAGUCUGCAUUUUGGCCAAUGCCCUCCUACUGGUGCCUGAUGGGAAGACCUGGAGAGCUGACCAACUCAGCGUGCAUGUCUUGCUCCUGCCUGGCUUCAUCGGCGGGGGAUUGAUGGUGCUGUGGUCGGGAAUCGUAGCAGCUCUGGCAGCGGUUGCACAUCCAGACUGGAUUCCACAUUCCUUCUUGUGCUCGAUCUUCGGAAUGCUUGGUGCCAUCUACUGCCUCUCCGUGUCAGGAGUCGGCCUCAGAAUUGGACCCAAAUGCUUCAUAAACGGCGAGUGGGACUACCACUUCCAAGAAUCCGAAGGCGCUUACUUGAAGUACAAUGCUUACUGGAAUUUGUGCGAGGAGCCACUCACAGUGGUGCCCUGGAAUGUGACGCUGCUCUCCUUGCUGGUGGUUGCCUCCUGCCUGGAGAUGGUGCUGUGUGGCGUGUACCUGGUGAACGCUAUUAUUUUAUCAUUUGAUUGAAAGUACAUGAAAGCGAAUACAAAAAGAAAAAGAAAAAUGGAGGGAGUGAUGCUUCUAUUCAGUUCCAGAGAGGCACAUCUGGGGAAUGGGGUGGGGGACAUCAGGUCAGCAUGAGGAUAAUCUGGGUUUUACAGAUUUUUAGCUGAGCUAGGUCAUGGGAGGUAUCAGAUCAGGCAAGGGAGGCAGCGACCAAAGGAGGCAGAUUUAAAAGGGCCGCUGAAUGAGGCUUUAUUCAGACAUCACUCCCGGUUGGAACUCGAUCAGACCCACAGAGUGGACAGGGGAAGGGUCUGAGGAGAAACCUCGUGGAAGCUUGACCGGACUGGACUUUUAUGGGGCU
Messenger RNA from Ictidomys tridecemlineatus (thirteen-lined ground squirrel), 1056 nucleotides. Lineage: Eukaryota; Metazoa; Chordata; Mammalia; Rodentia; Sciuridae. The record is from RefSeq and is a predicted model, not a curated record.